GUGGUUUCUCUAUGUAUACAAUAAACGAUUGCGGUAUGUAGGUUAUCUUGUUCAGAAUUUAAAUUUCUUAGAAUUUCACUUAAUUCAAUCAAAUAUUUAGUGCAUGAUAAAAUGGAUAAAGUUCCACCAAAAGGUCGUGGAGCUUUACUUGCUCGAAUUGCUCAAAUGCAAAGGGAGAAAUCUGAGAAACAAGUAGGAAUGGAGUUAACAGCUGAUCCACCAACAAAACCAAAAGGCAGAGCAGCCCUACUCCACAAAUUGAAAGAAAAAAAAGCUGCUACACCUGGAAUGAACACAAUACCACAGCCUGAAACUUCUGCCUUAAUAACUACACCUGGAACGAAGACAGUACCACAACCUGAAACUUCUGCCUUGAUAACUACACCUCUUCCAGAAUCGUCAAUUUCCGAAACAGAGGUAAAAGUAGAUUUUAUAACUAAAGCCACAUCAGAAAUUUCUUUUGUUGAGAAAGAACCAGUGCAUUUUAAAGGAGAUUCUGGUAGAACUGUUAAUUUGUCAGUGAAUUACAUAAAAUUACACCUGCAAGAAGAUAGAGGAGUAUUUGAAUAUGAAGUCAAAUUUGAUCCAGAGCUAGAUGCAACCAAUAAAAGAAUCAGAGCAACGAAUAUUGUUAUGAAAGAGUUAAAUUUACCCAAAGUAUAUGAUGGAGGCAGUAUUCUCUAUCUUCCUCAAAAAAUCACAAAUACUUUCAAAACAUUUUCUAUUAAUAUACCAGGUGCAGACGGCGAUCAAGCAGUUGAAGUGAAAAUUAUUUAUAAAAAACAAAAAAGCUUAUCGGAACGUGAAUGUAUUCCUCUUUAUAAUGUUCUCUUCAAACGUAUUAUGUAUAUUUUAUUGUAUACUCCAAUGGGUCGUAAUUAUUUCAAUACACACCACAGAUACUUGAUACCCCAACACAAGUUAGAAGUGCUUCCGGGUUAUGUUAUAUCAGUUAAUGAAUUGGAAGGUGGAUUAAUGUUGUGUCUCGAUACACAACAUAAAGUAAUGAGAACACAAAAUGCUUAUGAACUUUUGAAAGAACUAAGGGCAGCAGAUCCUAAAAAUUUCAAGCAACUCGCUACAUCAAGUUUGAUAGGUUCCUGUAUAUUUACUAAAUAUAAUAACAAAACGUAUACAGUGGAAGAUAUCGCUUGGGACAUGUCGCCACAGGAUACUUUCCCCACCAGAGAUGGAAAUAGUAUUUCCUUCAUCGAUUAUUACAAAAAGCAGUAUGAUAUUACCAUAACGGACUUGACUCAACCCCUAUUGAUAAAUAGAAAAAAUGUUAGGGUGUCUGGUUCAGCGGAAAAAGUAGAGAAAAUCGUUUGUUUAGUGCCCGAAAUUAGUUAUCUCACAGGACUUACCACCUCCAUGAGAAAUGACUUCACAGUGAUGAAAGAUAUAGCACAUUACACAAGAGUCACACCAAAUCAAAGAGUAGCGGCUCUACGGAAAUAUUUAGAAAAUGUCGAAAAAUCACCAGAAGCUCAACAGGUUUUGGCUAGUUGGGGACUACAUCUAGAAAAUGAUUCUUUAUUGAUGUCCGGAAGACAAUUGGAUAACGAAAUCAUUUACUUUGGGAAUAAUCAAUGUAAAACAAAUGAUAAUUGUGAUUGGUCCAGAGCUGCUUCAGAUUAUCAGGUAUCUGGUCCAGUAGACAUGAACAAUUGGAUAGUUUUCUUCACCGAUAAAGAUAAGAAGUACGCCAAUGAGUUUUGUGAACUGAUGUGUAGAUUAGGAAAAGUAAUGGGAUGUCGUAUAAGGCAACCACAACAAAUAAGAUUACCCGAUGAUCGAUCCGAAACUUACGUAAAAAUAUGUCGAGAACACAUCAGUAGAAAAACGCAGAUUGUAGUGUUCAUCUGUCCAAACAUGAGGAACGACCGUUAUUCUAUCAUUAAAAAAAUUUGUUGUUCUCAAAUACCCGUGGCGUCUCAAGUUAUAAAUUCUAGGACGUUAUCGAAUCCGCAAAAGGUCCGAUCUAUCGUACAGAAAAUAGCGUUGCAGAUGACUUGUAAAUUAGGCGGAACACUUUGGACAUUGCGAUUUCCUUUUAAGGGAUGGAUGAUAUGUGGUGUUGAUGUUUAUCACAGUAGACCGGAAGGAACUUCUGUUUGUGGAUUUGUGGCUAGUCUCGAUGAAAGUAUUUCAAGAUGGUUUAGUGUUGCUACAUUCCAAGAAAAAGAACUCAGUGAUCACAUGCGAAUAGCUUUUAAGAAAUUAUUAGAAGCUUGGUCGAAAGAGAAUCGUUGCUUCCCAAAAAACAUUGUGAUAAUUAGAGAUGGUGUCGGUGAUGGUCAAUUAGAUUAUUGUAAACAAUAUGAAAUAGAACAAAUAGAACAAGUAUUACGGGAACUAGAAUUAGAUAUAAAAAUAUGUUUUAUCAUUGUACAGAAGAGGAUAAAUACCAGAGUGUUUUCAGUUAAUCGAGACGGCAACUUUGGAAACCCUCUACCCGGUACGAUCUUGGACCAUUCAGUGACAAGAAGUUAUUUGUGCGACUUCUUUUUGGUACCUCAGAAUGUGCGAUACGGAACUGUAAAUCCCACGCAUUAUAUCGUUUUAUACGACAGUUGUAAUUUAAAACCGGAUCACAUACAACGAUUAUGUUACAAACUGUGUCAUCUAUAUUAUAAUUGGUCUGGUACGAUUCGCGUACCAGCGCCUUGUCAAUACGCACACAAAUUGGCUGCGUUGGUGGGGCAACAUAUCAAGCAAUUACCGAGCUCUACAUUAGCGGAUACAUUAUUUUAUCUUUGAAUUUUUGUAUUGUAACAAGUUAACUCUUUCGUUACGGAAUUUAUCAUGUAAAUGUUACUUACGUUUCAAUUAUGACUAUGGGAUGUUCGAACACGCCUUUUUAAUUUUUUUAGCUUUAGUUUUUUGGCAAGGAACGGGACUAAUUUUUCUUGGUACAAUUUAAGAAUAAUAUAUCAAAAUUGUUUCUUAAUGAAUGAUCCUAACACUUCCAAAUGGGAGGUUUGAUUGAUACUCUAACCCGAGGCAACAGAUUCUGCAUGAACUACGCAUUUGAUAACGUCUUCCAUUGACUGUUGCUUUGAUUCUGGGUAAUAACCACAGAAUAUUGACUCAUCAUCAGUAAUAUCUUUGAUGGAUCAAGCUGUUUUUUCAAAGUACAACAUGUUCAAACUCCAUCUACUUUCUGAUUAUCAGGAACACUACGAGGAACAAACCUCGCAGCAAUUAUUUUCAUUCCCAUAUCUUCAGUUAAAAUUCUCUGAAUAAUGUUCCAAUAUAACCACUACUCACUGAUAGUUGAUCAUUUUAUCAUUCGACCGUCUGUGAGUACAUGGUUUCCAUUUUUUCCCAACAUUCUUUUCGAUUCUAACAGUUGAUAGAUAUCCACAACGAGGUUUGUCGUUAAUCUACAUGUUGCCAUUUUUAAACCAUGUACACUUGGGUUUUUUCUAUGUAAGCUGUUUUCAACAUUAGAACAGUAGCAUUUUUAAUGAGUAGACAACAAAAUUUGCUCUGCUCGUAGAAAUGCUAUUUCCUUUAUUAUUGGGUCCUUGUAUUAUAUAUAACAAUUGAGAAAACGGAACUUCUGCCAUAACCUUUAUUCCUCUUUUUAUUGGCUUCAAUAUAAGAUCUAUUCAGGGAUAAUCUUCCUUUAAAUUAUGUCAUUCGAUUGACCGAUAAGAAAUUGAGGUUUUAGCUAUCUGGAAAAUAACAUGUGUAGUAUGUUUUUCAUGUUUUUGCUGGUAUUUUAAGAUGGUUAUAUAAUAAGGCCACACUUAACACAGUUUCGUCUUAGCGUUGUAUUAUUUCACCCCUGGGUUUACUCUAAAUUGUGCUAAAAGGAAGCAUUUUUAUCAUUUUGAAUAUUUGUUAACAUUAUUGUUAGUAAAAAUUUAUUAAUAUAACUAUUAAUAUAGUGACAAAUAUUAUGAUCUUUAGUUUUUAUCAUGGGUGAUAAUGAAAAACAAGAAAAUGAAGCAACCAUCAUUAGAUCCUGGUCAUGGACAACAGCAACUACGUCAAGCUCUCCAACUAACAUUAUUUGUUCUAGAAUCAACUUCAUAUAGGAAAUGGAAAAACGACUAUCUAUAUGGAUUGACGACAAAAUUAAGCACAAUAUGUAUGAAUAAGCUAAAAGAAUUUUCAACUACAUUCAUGCUGAGACAGGUGACUUAAGUCAAAUUGGUUAAAUAAAUUUAAGCAUUGAAAUAACCUUCACAACAUAAAGAAUACAGGAGAAGCAGUACGUGGUGAUACGAAACCAGCGGCUUAAUUCCCAUAAAAAAAAAUAAUUGAACAAGGAAUGUAUCACCCGGAAUAAGUUUUUAAUGUUGAUGAAACAGGCCUGUUGUGGAAAAGAAUGCAAAAACGAGCAUUUCUAUAUCGUGAAGAGAAACGAGCACCAGGAUUUAGAGCAGCAAAAGAUCGCUAAACACUUAUACUGGAUGGUUACGCAAGCGGAGAUUUCAAAUUUACACCACUACUACUUUACCACUACAAAAAGAGAAAUCAUAGAUAACUAUGAAAAUUUUCCAGGAUUGGUUCAUUGAAUAUUUUUGCCUGUCUUUUAAAUGUUAUUGUGGAAUUAAAAAACUUGAACAAGAAGCAUUACUAUUAAUUGAUAAUGCUCCAUAACACAACUGCCUUACUCCAACCAAUGGACCAAGGCGUUAUAUUCAAUUUUAAGGCUUAUUACUUGGACAGAAGAGAAGCAAUCAAUAAAAGAAUUUCGGAUAUAUAAUGUUAUGAAUGCUGUGGAAAACAUAAACCUUUCUUGGAAUCAUAAGCAUGAUCCAAAAUUUGUAUCAAUGCAGUAUCUUCAACUCCACUUGAAGAAAUCGUCGCUAGAUGGUUGUACAUACGUUUUAGCUAUAUCACUUCCAUCACUGUCUUGAAAUGGAUCUAAUUCUUCUUCAAAAUCAAUGUUAUCCACAAGAUCUUGGAGCUCUUUGUCUAACAAAGGCUUAUCUAUUCUAAAACGAAAAUUUUUAAUAUAUAGAUUAUUCAGUACUGAUGGAACAUAUAAGUUCCCUUUUUUUUUGAAAAGACGAAAACUCAAAAACUAUUGCUGCACACUAAAGUAAAAUAAAAUUAUAAAUAGCUUACUUGACAAUUCCGAGCACAGCACAUAUAAAAACACAGUAAUACGUGUGACACGUGUCUGCUGUUUACUAGCAACAUCUACACUGACAAAAUUUUAUAGAAAAGCAAAAAGCCGCUACAAACAGCAACAAAGUAGAGAGGGCUGGACUUGUUUAUGAGCCUAUGACCGUACAGUAUUAAAAUCCCAGAUCCUAAUGCAUUUGAAAGCAUUUAAAUCACUUUAGUAAAAUUAGAAAUUCACUUAAUACGUCCCUACAGUAUUGAGAAGAUUAAAUGUAGCAUGUGGUAAAAUGUGAUUUUUCUCUCUCUGAAGUUUCAGUGUGAUCAUCUUCUGCUAUGUCAUUUUGUUGUUGUCAUUUUCAUUUCAUAUCCUUGUAUAUCAGAGUCAAAUCUUCAUAAUUAUACUUUGAUUCCAAGGAGAAAACGGUUCCACUUCAGAGAAAUUAUCAUGAGCUGUUUCUAUUUCUAAGUCCAAAUCUUGUCAUAACUAUAAAACUAUUGUAUCAACUACGGUUGGUACUAUAUUUUAACCGAAAUAAAACUACUACCUGAGAAUAUUAGCAUAAAUAACAGCAAAAACUAAAACUACAAUACUGUAAUAAAAAAAUGAGAUUGUGUGCAUUUUAAUUUUUCAAGGUUUAUAUUUGUCUGUAGAAAGAUGAAUACUUAGCGAGGGCAUUUUUAGGACAAAUAGAAACUUUCCAAUUAUUUUUAACUUUCUUGGGAUAUAUAUUACCGCAGUAACGAAAGGGUUAAAGAAAAUACGGGUAUUAUUUGAACAUUUAUUUAAGUUUCUCAUGAUCUAUUUUUUUGCUCUAUUUACUUCAAUGACUGAUUGUUAAACUGUCUAGUUUACCUUUUUUAUAUUUUUUUAUUAUUAAAAUAGGAAAUUCUAGCAUCUGCUGCCUAGCCUUUAAACCAAUUGAUAACAGUUUAUUUAAACUUGUCAUCAUUUUCCCAGCGCUCUCCACCAAGAAAUUCUCCAAGUUUUAGAAACAGAUAUUGAAAUAGGACUGUAUGUUGGAUAAUCCAGUACUAUUGCAAAAAAUGAGGAGGCCUUGUCGAAAAAUUAUGUUCGGGAAUAGUUCUUUUAUGAGUAAAAUUAUUUUUUUUUAAAUUUCAAAUCCCAAUACUAAUCUUGUUUUUUAUUAAUUUGGAAUUAAGUGCCCCCGUACCCUAUAAAGGACAAUUCAUGGAUUGAGAUUAAGAUAUUAUGAGGGGCUUAUGUUGUGUGCUAAGUGAAGAGGCCUACAUGACUUCCCUUGAUUUCGAUGCUCUCUCGAACACCCAGUUGACAAUAUGUGGACUGGAGUUUCAUCCUCAUCUUUGCAUCUUGACCAUUGAGCAUUUUGCGUGAUGUUCAUCGUCUUGAAAUUCUUUGCCAUUAACCAGUGGCCAGUAAUCAACUCGGUGAUCAGUCUUUUUUUUCGAAUUUGAUGAAACUGGAGAGGGUUUUAGUUUGUUGCAUGCUCGUUGUUUCCAUUCGCUUCCAGCUCUUUUGUUCAUCAGACUUUUAAUGAAACCAUCUGGUACGGGAAAUGGGAAGAGCGGAAGUGUCUCUUGAAAGUACUUUUCAUUAACCCGUCUACUCUUUUAUUUUCUAUUUAUUCAUACCAGGAUAUACUAGUUAAUGAGGAAGACUUGUCAAAAAAAUGACAACGACUCCAUAGUUUGAACCAGAACGUUGUUGUGUCCUCAUGGGAUUUCAAAUCAACAACAAACUGAACAUAUGAUGAAAGUAUCAGAUGGGAAACUUUGACCCCCACAGAAAAAAAAACUAAAGGUGUCAGGUUUGAUAAUCGGUCUCUCCCUUCAAUUGAAUCUGAUCAUACAAUUCCUCCACCAUGAUAUUCUUCAUCCAAAUGUCG
Messenger RNA from Diorhabda sublineata, 6950 nucleotides. Its product is annotated as protein argonaute-3. Lineage: Eukaryota; Metazoa; Arthropoda; Insecta; Coleoptera; Chrysomelidae. Gene Ontology annotation, cellular component: P granule. Gene Ontology annotation, biological process: regulatory ncRNA-mediated gene silencing. Gene Ontology annotation, molecular function: piRNA binding; protein binding. The record is from RefSeq and is a predicted model, not a curated record. The coding region runs from base 112 to 2760 and encodes 882 amino acids. The transcript is spliced from 9 exons.